AUGUUGACCAAAUUUUUAGACCACUUCCGACCGGCCAAAGAGGCAUCACAGCCACCAGAAUUCCAGGAUGAAGUGGAAUCGGAGCUGGAAAAGGAGCUGGAAUCGCACGAGGAGGAUGACGACGGUGACGAUGAUACCGGCCAUCCUCGCUGCGAUUGGGAAACUAUCGACGCAAUCCCAGAGAGCCGAUAUAUAGACCUUGUAUCGCGCACCUGCACCUUCUCAGGCCCCCUGAAAGAAGCCCGGUGCCUCGCCUACAAGAGAGGCACCUUCAACGCAGUCUCCUAUGUCGGUGUACUAUCGCGUGGCAGAGUCGACCUAUACAUCGUCCGUGUACCUGGUCAUGCCACAGUCAAUCACUGGACAGCACAAGACAAGUAUAUGAUGCAGCGUGAAGUAGAAACCAUCGAGUACAUGAACAGGUACACAUCAGCUCCCGUGCCACAAGUAUGCACGUACUCGGGCGACUUUACCAACAUCCUUGGUCACCCCUUCAUCAUGAUGACCCACCUCCCCGGCAAGAGCGCGCAUAGGAUCUGGUUCGAUGAAGAGUACGACGACGACCCCGACACGAACUUCCGCCUCGGGGACCUCCCAUCUCCUGCGGUCGAGAAGAAACGCAUCACAUUCCUCCGCUCCCUCGCGAAGGCCAUGGCCGAGAUCAACACUCUGUCUUUCAACGAGACAGGCAUGCCUAUCAUCCCGCUAGACGGCUCAGUAGCCCCAUCGAUCGGUGCACAGUAUCAGUGGGACAACUCCGGCAGCAACGAUUACAUAGAGCGUCCAGUCUGCGCCUCUACACCGGACUACGUGCGCGCUCGACCCAGCUCGAUGCGCAUGCUUGACGCGCUCAUCGCGGACACCAAGACGCAGAAUUACAUCCUUGGCGCGCGCAAAGUGCUGGACAUGAUCUUCGCCCAGCCCGUUUUCAAUCCCUCCGAGUGCAAGGAGACGUUUACUCUGCACCACUCCGACCUGGAUCUGCAGAACAUCCUCGUCGACGAUGAGGGUAACGUGACCGGCAUCAUUGACUGGGACCGCUGCGCCACUGUCCCACGUUGUGUCGGCGCGGCGUCUGCACCGCUGUUUCUGCAGAAGGAUUGGAUGCCGGCGUACCUUAACAACCUCGAGACAGCGCCACACCUGGGAUUCACAACGCAUCGUUAUCGCCAGAUCUACGCUGCCGCGCUUGCAGAACAGGGCUGUGAGGAUGCGAAGUUCACGACGAAGAGCGCAAUGUACCAGGCAGCUGCCAUAGCGCUGUAUGACCGCGAUUGCGGCGACAUCGACGACUUCCUGGGGAAGGUGUUGCGUUGCGUCCCAGAGUUUCGCGGCAAUGUGAAGGAGACCACCCGGGCUUUUGGGAUGGGGUGGCCGGCUGGUGAGCGCCUGUUGCAACGCCAUCUGAAGCAAAUCUUUGAGCCGGAGAUGCCGGACUCGAAUGUGCUUGCGGAGGCUGAGGCUGAUAUUGCUGCGAUGGAAUGGAUGAUUGGAUUUGAGUAUGCGAUCGAGGAUGUGUGCAAUAUUGAUGAUGGUUGCUGUAGUCUCCCUAGCGAUAGGUAA
Didymella exigua CBS 183.55 is the source of this 1563-nucleotide messenger RNA. RefSeq lists its product as uncharacterized. Lineage: Eukaryota; Fungi; Ascomycota; Dothideomycetes; Pleosporales; Didymellaceae. Bases 1 to 1563 code for a protein of 520 amino acids. The record is from RefSeq and is a predicted model, not a curated record. The transcript has a single exon.